Gossypium raimondii (Peruvian cotton) is the source of this 1027-nucleotide messenger RNA. RefSeq lists its product as uncharacterized. The record is from RefSeq and is a predicted model, not a curated record. NCBI's taxonomy places the organism in Eukaryota, Viridiplantae, Streptophyta, Magnoliopsida, Malvales, Malvaceae. The transcript is spliced from 2 exons. The coding region runs from base 210 to 806 and encodes 198 amino acids.
AAAAAUAGCUGAAAGCCAUCCAUCACAAAAAUUAAAGCAAACCAUUUGUUUAAUAUGGUAAAACUUCAUGAAAAAGCUCAUCACCAUCACCAAAAAUGACAACCUCGUAUUACAUGCCAUUGUUUUUCACUUGGACCCAAAACCUCUCUUUCUGGUUGUGGUGGUGGUAGUGGUGGUUUCGAUUCGAUUUUGCUGGUUUGAGGCCAUUAAUGGUGACUCCACCGGCACGAAAAGUAAUGGUGGUAGCUGACCCGGCUCCCCAUUCUGCGGCAGCCCUCCAAUAUGCACUUUCUCAUGCAUUGUUAGAACAAGAUGAACUCAUCCUUCUUCAUGUUGAAAACACUAGUUCAUGGAAGAACACAUUGACUACUUUCUUAAAGAGGCCAACAAUUGCUUCAGCUGCUAAUGCUAUGACACCUAAUAAUUCUUCCGGGCCGGAUUGGGGUUCCACCGAUGUUAAUUUCCUUGAUCAAAUGAAAUAUGCAAGUGAGAUUGCUCAGCCCAAAAUCCCUGUACGUAUAGAGAAAAUCGAUCCGGAUGGUAAAGAUAAAGCUACUGUGAUCCUUUCUAAAUCUAAAGAUCUUGGUAUUGAUCUUAUUAUUAUUGGCCAAAAACGAAGCCUCUCUUCAGCAAUUCUUGGAUAUAAACGACCUAGUGGAUCAAUGAAGGGAUCGAAACUGAUAGAUACCGUAGAUUAUUUGAUUGAGAACAGCCCAUGCACUUGUGUUGGAGUGCAGAAAAAGGGACAAAAUGGAGGAUAUGUCCUCAACUCCAAGACCCAAAAGAAUUUUUGGCUCUUGGGAUGAUUUUUCUUUUAGACUUUUCUUCAUCAUAUCUCCAGUACUCAGUUUCAUCAUCUCAACUGAGCUUUCUUAUUAUUUUCCCUUUCUUUCUUUUUUCCUUCAGUUGGAAUACUUCAAAGAUUUGUAAAUAUUUUGGAACUUUGGAUACGCAGCUGAAAACCAAAGCCUUGUUUUUAUUAUUUUUUUCCAAGUUUUUCUUUAAAUAUUUGUUAAAUAUGUUCAUA